AUGGCACACAGGCUACCGGAAUUUGAAGACGAAAAAGAUAAGUGGCAGGCGUACCUAGUCAAGGUUGAAGCCUAUUUCGAAGCGAAUGAUGUGAAGGACGAUGCUAUGCAACGAGCGCUGCUGGUAGCUGCGCUUGGAACAAGGACAAUAGAAAUUUUGAAUGGAAAGGUAGCCCCGCGAAAGCCUAACGCCCUGACCUACAAAGAAGUUGUGCAGACGUUAAACAGCUACUACGACCCGGUACCGAAUGAAAUUUCUGAAAGUUUCAAGUUCUUCCAUCGCUGCCAGCAAGAAGGGGAAUCUGUACAUGCAUUCAUAGUGGCAAUACGGCAGAUGGCACACAACUGCAAUUUUGGAACUAUGCUGGACAGAAUGAUAAGGGUCCGUAUUGUGGGCGGCGUCAGAUCCAAGAAUGCGCAGAAGCAGCUGCUAGCGAAGAAAGAUCUGAAUCUUGAAGAAGCCGAGGCUCGUGCCCUUGCCGCAGAGAGCGCUGAACGCGAUUCGCAAGGUAUUGUUACGGACCAAGAACAAGCAAGAUGGCUAAAGCUCUCUGGUUAA
Molecule: messenger RNA, 558 nt
Organism: Dermacentor andersoni
Lineage: Eukaryota; Metazoa; Arthropoda; Arachnida; Ixodida; Ixodidae
Source: RefSeq, a predicted model, not a curated record